AAAAUAGAAAUCAACGCAAAAUGUCGUCCAUAAUGAAAGCAGGCAGACCUAACGAUUAUAUGUAUGAUUCUGCGUUUGUCCUGUCCGGUCCUAAGGAUUACUACAAACAUGCAGUGAACUCGAGAAUAGCGCAGGCGAAAUAUGCAGUUUGUCCCAUCUUUCCAACAAUGUUUUCCGAUAUGAAGAAUUACCCCAGGAAGCAAUACGUGAUGAGAAGGACUGGAUCCAUAGCACCGUACACAGAUAAAACGCACGACGGUAAAACCUUGAGAAAGAGUAUACUUUCAGGAACCGACCGAUAUAAAUAUUAUCAUAAUCCGGUGGUAUCGGAGGCUACUAUAAGUACAGUUCCUAAACUGGAUGUGAGUUGUUUCUAUGAGAUCGAUGCAGAGAAAGACCAGUCCCAGGAUCAACCGAAGGUUGAUAACACGAAGAAAAACGUGAAAGUUCAAACGGUGUACAGGGCGACUUCGGCGCAGACCUCGCCUUGGGAGCCGGAUUACACGAUAGCCGAAGGAGAUCCUGAAUUGCUUAAAUUGGAAUUUCUGAAAUGGGGUUGCGGUUUACCAGUGGGCGUACAUGAAGUGUCUUUGAUCGAAAGGGCAAGGAUGAAACGGGCUUGGGAGAAAUCCAUGGGACCUAUAACCGACCAGAAGGGUUUUAAUGCUAGGAAAGGAAUAAUCGAGGAAAUCGAGAGGAAUCAGUGGCUUUUUCGUGAACAGGAGAUUCAAGAUAUACAAAAUUUGCGGAUGGAGUUGCUGGAGCAGAUGCUCAACGAGAUACAGCAAAAGUCCAAGUGCCGGAACGAGAAGAAAAUGCGAAUGUUCUGCGAUACUAAACUGAAAGAGAAGCAAGAGAAAUUGUCGAAGUUACACAAAAAUUGCAAUCGAGAAAAAAGACGACUCGAGUUUAAUUACAAAGGGAUUUUAUCGAAAUACGGACACGUUAAUGUGUUUGAUGAGCAUGCCGACUACAAAUCGGAAUUGUAUGUGCCGUUGAUAAGGCACGGAACUAAUCCGAAAUACGCUCAUCAAAUCAUAACAGAAUCCAUCAUGAAAUAUAAGCCGCAGUAUUACAGCGUGGAGGUGUACGACACGAUGCCCGACGGAUUGGUCGAUUGUCCUAAAAUCAAGAAUGUUAAACUUCCUGGUACAAGAUUGUGCAUACGAGAAACCAAGUGGACGACUCCUGUUUUGAAGAAGUUACAUAUGGAACUUAAGAAUUUGGGCACGGAGGAGAAGAAACUGAUAUCGCUGCGUGUUAGGAUCGAGGAGAAAGUCGAAGGAUUACCAACGCCCGAGAUCGAAGAUUACGAUGAUGACGUUGAGGCUCUAUAUCAGCACAGCGUUUUUCUCCAGAAAGUGUUAAGAGGAAGAGCUGCUCAGAUUUCGAUCUUUCAAGGUAGAGAUCGAUGCCGUGAGUUGAUUGAAGAACUUAGAUGCAAUUUCGCGUUGCUCAAGAGCAACAAAAAGAAGAUCACUAAGAAAAUUGAGCAGACAAAGCAGGAACAGAUUGAUGCGACACGGUGCACUGCUAAGAUGAAACUGCUGGAAACUAAUUUGAAGAAGUUGAGCUCCAUCGUCAUUGGAACACUUCUAGACUACUUGAACAAAGAAUUAAACAGAUUACAUAAGGAGAGAGCAUGCCACGCGAUGGCUCUUCUGGUGGAGAGGGAAAGGAUUAAAAGAGAAGCAGCCGAAGCUGGGAGAAGACAACAGGAGCUUCGUAGAAGGAAGGAGCACGAUGAAAUGUUUAAACAAACGAUAAAAAUACAUCAAGAAACCGUGGAUCUAUAUUUGCAAGAUAUAAUUACGGAGGGAAUGGAUUUCGCGUCCAAAGAAGAAGCAAAGUCUUACGUUGAUAAUUUGGCACAUAAAGUGGACGAAGAGACGUAUGUUAAUAAAGUUUGUUUUAGUGACAUCUUGGAGAAGGAAGAAUACAUUGCAGAUUUGAUGCAUCACUUUGUAAUACCUGAAGUGGAGAAGACAAUAGUGCGGGAUAGAUACAAACUCAAGCAGAAAAGUCAUCUGAAAGCGGCACACGAGUCUAUUUAUGGGAAGAUGGAGACAAUGCCUCGAUACAAAACUGAUCAGGAGGAUCAUACAAAGAGCAGCACGUCAACAGAGACCGAGACGUACCGUGAAAGGCUAAGUACUUAUAAGGUAUCGAUGGCAAUGCAAGAAGUCAGGGAUAUUCUGAGCGAGCUGAUCACCAUUCCACCAAAGUUAGAAGCAUUGCGUAGUUUGAGGCCGUGCGCAGUUCCAAGCAUAGAGUCAAUUGAUGACGGCGAAGAAGGAUUGGGCGAGGAAGAGAAAAUUGAAUGAACUGUCCA
This is a messenger RNA of Nicrophorus vespilloides, 2332 nucleotides long. Its product is annotated as protein MAATS1-like. The transcript is spliced from 14 exons. The record is from RefSeq and is a predicted model, not a curated record. NCBI's taxonomy places the organism in Eukaryota, Metazoa, Arthropoda, Insecta, Coleoptera, Silphidae. Bases 21 to 2324 code for a protein of 767 amino acids.